Molecule: messenger RNA, 427 nt
Organism: Staurois parvus
Lineage: Eukaryota; Metazoa; Chordata; Amphibia; Anura; Ranidae
Source: the annotation of a GenBank genome assembly
UAACCCCUGGUUCACAUCCGUGCGGGCACGAGAUUUGCGCGGGCACAAGAGCCCAUUCAUUUGAAUGGACUCCAGUGCCCCGGGACACGCAGGGAAGAAGUCCUUGGCCUACUUUGGAAAUCGCAGCCCGCACGGGAACCGAGGUUCCCAGUAUAGUUGUGAUUUGCAGUGCGGACGGCCUGCCAUUAGAAUUAAUGGCACCCGCCUGCAGGUCCGCAUUCCUCUGUGUGGGUGGUGGGGCUGCAGGUAUUUGUGCGGGUCCCACAGCCGCACCACCCGCACAGAUGUGAACCAGGGGUUAGAGCCGGUUCACACCAUAGAAACACAGUCCAGAUGUGUUUUGGAUGUGUUUAUGUAUGCACGUGUUUGAUGCUGCAUUUUUGAUCCAAUUCAGUUAAUUAUUUCCCCUCUCUUUUUCUUCAAUUUA